AUGCGAUGGCUCCGUUAUACGUAUAAAUUCAAUUUCCCUUUCCGGCUCGCUUGACGGUCAUUUCGAAAUCAUCUCUAGUGAGAGCCCAUCAACCAUGUCAUCCUCUCCUUUCACAGAAGAUGCCCUCAAUCGGUACCGCAUAACCCACUCAGACAGGGAACUCAGACCGCUUCUCCGACGUUUACAUCAACUGCCCAAAUUGUCGUCAUCCGCGUCUCCGGAAGAAUCCAUUGUAGAGCGGCAACUUGUUUAUCUCGAGCUUCUGAAAUGGCGUACCGGAAUCGAGCGCAUCAUAGGAUCUGUCGGCAAUUUGGAGAAGCAAAAAAGCGAUUAUGAAAGGCAAACGAGGGAGAUUAAGGGAAGGACUGAAUCUAUGAAGCAAUUGUUGGCGAAGGAGGAAGAAUAUUUGGGGAAGGCGAGGAAAUUGAGAGAUCAUAGAGUCAAGUGCGAUGAGUUGGCCGCAAAGAUCAGGGCAAGGUCCAGAAGUAGAAAUGAGCUCGACGAGCAAAUAACGACUCUUGAAACCUCUCUUGAAGAGCAGCGGGCAUCGCACGCCAUCUAUGUUCAAACUGCUCAGGCGCGCGCGGAUACCUUUGCGCAUAUCGCGAAGCUCAUCGAGGAGUGUAGAAAUGUCAAGCUCCCGGUCGACCCUUCUCUAGCGACGGUUGCUUUGGAAAAGACGGACGUGGUCGAGCCGCCAGCGAUGACAUCUGCGCCGCCGACCAUCCAACUUAACCCUGCUGCUGUGCCAUAUCAGCCUACCGCAGCCAAGACAGCUUCUUCGUCGACAUUGAAGGCUCCUUCUGGAGGUUAUGCUCUUCCUUCACGUCCAUCCAACUCGCCUUUGCACUCUUCGGGUAACAGCCGUAACCAGAACUCCUCCCGACCCGCGUCAUACUUGUUACCGAACAGACCAAACGGUGGUGGAAGAGGCCCGGCAACGUCAUUGGCGGGACAGGUAAAGGGUCGAGGAGGAUUAGAGGAUGGAGAAGUAGGGCCAGAAGAAGGAGAGCUGGAUGAGAGAGGAACUAAAAGAGGGCAUGAGACAGAGGUGACGACGAGAAGGAGUACUAGGAGAAGAAUGUAGGGUCCUGAUGCCGUUAU
Molecule: messenger RNA, 1104 nt
Organism: Cryptococcus deneoformans JEC21
Lineage: Eukaryota; Fungi; Basidiomycota; Tremellomycetes; Tremellales; Cryptococcaceae
Product: expressed protein
Exons: 3
Coding region: 95-1087 (330 amino acids)
Biological process (GO): mRNA processing
Cellular component (GO): THO complex part of transcription export complex
Source: RefSeq, a predicted model, not a curated record